AUGAUUCCUUAUGAAACAUUAAAAAUAAUUUUUGACUAUCUUGAUUAUAAUGAUUUGAAAUCAUUCUCAUUAACAUGUAGGGUUAUAAAGGAAGCAUAUAUACGUUAUAUGUACCCUAACCCUAAACGAGAUGUGUUUGUUUCUGAAAAUAUUCUGAGUCCUACAAUUUUUAGAUUUAAUACUUUGAUUUUAACAAAAAAAUUUAAGAUUCCAGAUUUUGUUAUUUUCGAUAAAGAUUUAUUACCAUGUGAUCAUUGUGGUUCAAGUGUUUGUUGUAGUAUAGAGAAACCAUGCACACGAUGUGUAAGUUCUAAGAAAAAAUGUACAUAUGGGAAUGUUAGAAACCCUAAAAAACGUAUAACUUUCAAAGAUAACAGAUACUAUUGUACAUCACCAUUUAACAUAUCACAAAAACUUGUUUGUAUUAAAAAAGAAAAUAUUGGUAAAAGUAUUUGUGAGAAAUGUAAAAAGUUGAAAAAAUGUUGGUAUAAUAAUGUGUUUAAUAACUGUAGUGUUCCAAAUUGCAACUUACAGAGAAAUUCAGAUACUAUAAACACAUUACAACAUUGGUCUAUUUAUCAUCUUCAUAAUCUAUGUCAACCAUGUUUUAAAACUUUUCCAGAUCAUUUUGAUGUACGAUUUGAGAAGAACUCAAUUUGGUUAGGAGAUUAA
Molecule: messenger RNA, 672 nt
Organism: Scutellospora calospora
Lineage: Eukaryota; Fungi; Glomeromycota; Glomeromycetes; Diversisporales; Gigasporaceae
Source: the annotation of a GenBank genome assembly